Molecule: messenger RNA, 2364 nt
Organism: Symbiodinium sp. CCMP2592
Lineage: Eukaryota; Dinophyceae; Suessiales; Symbiodiniaceae
Source: the annotation of a GenBank genome assembly
AUGCGGAGUCGCAUCUUCGAACCAACCGACAACACAGGGAAGCCACAGUCCCAUGCAACUCUGCGGGCAGCGGCAGCGCUGAUUUGCAUGACGCCGCUCUGUGUUGGACUUUUCAUUCUCAUUGACAUCGUUUACUCUGUGAAGGCAUUGACGGUGGAUGUUGCAUUGAUUGUUAAGGGUGCUAUGACGCAGGGUAGGAUGCGCGACUCUUUCCUAGAUGGCGCCGUCGACAAGUUUCUGUCCACCCGCCUUGGGCUCACAACAAUGGACAUCGAAGGCUACAGACGCUUGAGGACCAUGUCGCAGCUUGUUUUCGAGUCAUUCCCGCAGAUCGCUCUCCAGGUACGGAUCCUGGCCGCAGAGGGAAAUGCUGAUGCUUUGGACAUCUCGAUGCUCGGUGUUUAUUCAGCUAGCUUGGGACUUCGGGAACGGACGAAACAAGACAGCUUUAGAAGCCUGUUGGUUUUCCGUGAGUAUCCAAUCUCACAAAGACCGGUCCUGCUAAGGACGAACCAGCUCUUGGCCUCGCUGUGCUUUGCAGUUUGUCAUGCGCUGGUCACCUCCUGCAUUGUUUGGUUGGAAGCCCAAUCCUGCGGAGAGUCGUUGAUGCACUAUUCCAUCACGUGCUUGACAGGGCGCCUGGGUUGGGUUCCGUUUUGCGAGUUGCUGCUAGCAUCCAGAGAGCCCGCACUUUUCAAAUUUGGAGACUUGGGCCGGGACACCCCUUGUGGGCGCUUUACCAUGAGCUUCCAGUUCAGCCAGGGCACUUGGUGGCGGUUCCUGGAGAUCAUUUCACAACUCAAUCCUCCAGAAGACAAGAUGCACAGUGUUGAGUUUGGACCUUCAAUUGCCCUCUUGAAGCUGGAGGAUAUCUUGCACCUUCAGCAGAGCUUCGGCUCCAAGGUAAAGGUUGCCAUGAGUGGAGAGCGCUAUGAGGUUCCUUGGGAGUCCAUCUUGUACAACUCUGGCCUCACGGCCUGGAGACAAAACCAGAUCCAGGAGUCCCAGCAGGCAAAUGCAAACGAGUUGCUGCAGCAGUUCGCGAAGGUCCGGAAUGUGGAAGCUGCUCGUGCUCUCUUGCAUGCGGGCACACGCACAGUGGGCCUCACUGCCAGAGGAGCUAUGCUUCUCACAGAAGCUGUCACUGAGAAAAGUGCGAGAAUCUGCGAGCUACUCCUGGAUUACGAUGCUCCUCUAACCCCAGCGCAGUUAUCUGAGGAGGACAGAGUGGCAGACAAGAUUUACGAAGAGAACCUUAGUGUCAGGAGCGCUUUGGAGCUACCCUUGGAGGCGGCGCUUCGCAUAAAGGACGUGAGCAUGCUGGCUGUGUUUUUGACACAUCCCCGUAUUCAAGUCACAUCUGAGUGGCGUGGAGAUAUGCAGCAGCUGGCAUUGGAUUUUUUCCGAGAUGCCGAGAGGGAUGCAUCCACGCAGCAUGACAGGGAGUUGAAGGACUUCGCGAAAAGAGCCCAAGACCAGCAGGUGAGCACCGCUAUCCUAUGGGUAGAGGAUGCCUUAAAGAACAGUGCGAAGAUGGUCCAUGUUUCAGUUUCCAUUCUGGAGUGCUUCGGGAUCUUCCGUGAGAAGCUUACUUCCUCUGCGAGGUUCCCUCUAGGACCCGGACAUCAGGGCAAUCUUGCAGACCCGAACUUGCAGAAGUUCCUGAUACCCAGCGAUGACGUCGGGGAGUUGCACAUAAACAUGCAACCGAUUGAGGAGGCGGGCAGCCUGCCGGACUUCAACGCAGAUACCUUUGAGCAACUGAUGGCGGCCAUCGGAGGCGGCACUGGCGGCACCAACACCCCAUCCGCAGAACUGCUGGAGUCCUUGGAUGCCCUCACAGACGCGCUGGGGUUGAGCCUUCGAAUGCACGACUACAUGGUGAACACGUUGCCCUUGAGGACACUCAAGCGAUGCGUAGUGUCGCAAUCGGAGCGCGUGGAUCUGGACUUCCGGAACAAGGGGCGUGCCGCGAUUUUGGCAAACAUUACGUUGCCGGAUGACUGCUGGAGGAUCGCUCGUGUGGUUGCACGCGGCAGGUGGCGCGAUCAGGGUUGGGGAAACACUCGCUGCAACAAAGUGGCCCUGAGAGCAAGUACCCAACGAGCGGGGCGCCUGGAUGUUCACCUCCAUUCCAUUGACUGGCAACUUGAGGCGUAUCAUAACACGCCCUUCAACGAAGAGGUGGAGCUUACGAUCAACCAGGAUGAGUGUCGUGGCACCGACCCUGACACGAAAAAGGGGUUGUCUUUGCUGGAGGUCUUGACGGCCGGCGAUGAGCUUGAAGUUACAGUCUUUUGUGUCGGAUGGUCGGGCCACGAAGCCCACGUAGACAACACUGAGCUCGAAGUUCACUAUUUCUGA